Molecule: messenger RNA, 5341 nt
Organism: Chiroxiphia lanceolata (lance-tailed manakin)
Lineage: Eukaryota; Metazoa; Chordata; Aves; Passeriformes; Pipridae
Gene: PPM1L
Product: protein phosphatase, Mg2+/Mn2+ dependent 1L
Exons: 4
Coding region: 115-1200 (361 amino acids)
Biological process (GO): protein dephosphorylation
Molecular function (GO): protein serine/threonine phosphatase activity; cation binding
Source: RefSeq, a predicted model, not a curated record
GGGAGCGGCGGGCGCGGGGCUCGGCGCUGCCCGCCCGCCGGGGAUGCGCUGAGCGGCCGGCCCGGCUCGGAGCCGCCCCGUGCAUGCUGUGGGGAUACACUGUCGCGAUAAUAAAUGAUAGAGGAUACCAUGACUUUGCUGUCUCUGCUGGGUCGGAUCAUGCGUUACUUCUUGCUCAGACCGGAGACCCUGUUCCUGCUGUGCAUCAGCCUGGCCCUGUGGAGUUACUUCUUCCACACGGAUGAGGUGAAAACCAUUGUUAAGUCCAGCAGGGACGCGGUGAAGAUGGUGAAGGGCAAGGUGGCCGAGAUCAUGCAGAAUGACAGGCUCGGGGGGCUGGACGUGCUGGACGCUGAGUUCUCCAAGACCUGGGAGUUCAAGAGCCACAACGUGGCUGUCUACUCCAUCCAAGGCCGGAGGGACCACAUGGAGGACAGGUUCGAAGUGAUCACCGACCUGGUGAACAAGACUCACCCCUCCAUCUUCGGGAUAUUUGAUGGCCACGGAGGAGAGUCGGCGGCAGAGUACGUGAAGUCCCGGCUGCCCGAGGUCCUGAAGCAGCACCUCCAAGACUAUGAGAAGGACAAGGAGAACAGUGUCCUGUCCUACCAGACCAUCCUGGAGCAGCAGAUCUUAUCCAUCGACCGGGAAAUGCUGGAAAAGCUGACUGUGUCCUACGACGAAGCAGGUACGACGUGUCUGAUCGCGCUCUUGUCCGACAAGGAGCUCACCGUGGCCAACGUGGGGGAUUCCCGAGGAGUCCUGUGUGACAAGGACGGGAAUGCCAUCCCCCUGUCCCACGACCACAAGCCCUACCAGCUGAAGGAGAGGAAGAGGAUUAAGAGAGCUGGUGGUUUCAUCAGCUUCAACGGCUCGUGGCGCGUGCAGGGGAUCCUGGCCAUGUCCCGCUCCCUGGGAGACUACCCCCUGAAGAACCUGAACGUUGUGAUCCCCGAUCCCGACAUCCUCAGCUUUGACCUGGACAAACUGCAGCCAGAGUUCAUGAUCCUGGCCUCUGAUGGGCUGUGGGACGCCUUCAGCAACGAGGAGGCCGUGAGGUUCAUCAAGGAGCGCCUGGACGAGCCGCACUUCGGGGCCAAGAGCAUCGUCCUCCAGUCCUUCUACAGAGGGUGCCCCGACAACAUCACAGUCAUGGUGGUGAAGUUCAGGAGUAGCAGCAAAGCAGAAGAGCAGCAGUGAGCAGAGGCUCCCUCUGAACUCGGCACAAACACAGUAGGAAGCUCGAGUAAAAGCCGCUCCGAUUCCCCGCGGGAGGAGCGGACGCCUCUGCUCUUUGUUCUGUGCUUGACAACAGGAGCAAUACAACAAAUCCAUGCUGAGCAAUGACAGGAAUUCAGUUUGUCCACGUGUCCCUGCCUCCGGUGACCUUGCUGCUGCUCCUCCAAAACUGACUGGAACCUUCCAUUGCACCAUUUUCUUUACGAAUCCUGUGCAGACUUCCCGUUGGAUUCCUCCCCUCCCGUCUCCAAGGUCAGUCCAGGUGCACGGCAGGGUCAGGGCAGUGCUGUUGCUUUUCCCCCAUAGCUGGGACUGCUCUUGUUCCUCAUCCUUUUAACCCACAGUGAUAAGGCUGAAUAGGAAAAGGUUUGUGAUUAUUGGCCUCUUACAUGAAGGAGGAAGAGGAGCCAACUCCCCCCCUGCUGCCACACUCUUGGCUCUCUGGCUUCAUUUAACCUCACCCCCCUUCAACAAAUCCCUGCCAAGCACGUGAGUAGGUAGAGUUACUGAAUUACCUGAAGCCACAUGUUUAUUCAGGCUGUGCAUUACUCUGUAACAAUUCUAGGCCAUAUUGUAUCCAAACCAACUCGUGGUAAACUUCAGCAAAAUACUCUGAGGUCUGACACCUUCUGUGUGAGAAAACAGCUCAGCUGUGAGAGCAGAGUGUCUGUCCUCCACCAAGGAUCACCCCGACCUUAUUUUAUUGGCAUGGACUUGGAAAGCAAUGCAAGGUAAAAUUAAUUUCAUGAGUGACUGUCGGAAAACUCCUCAGAGCAGGGGGUUCCUCAGAGCUGCCUGAGUCAGGGCUGCUCACGUGGUUAUUCCUGGUACCAACUGCAGAUGGAUUCGUGGUGUUCAUCCCGGGGCACAGCCGUGUUUUGGGAUAAUGUACAAAUGCCAGGCAGCAUCGUUGCACUGUAGAGAUGAAAGCUUGUGUUAAAUCUAGAGAAAAGCCUGCUUAGAUCUAACUUUCAGUAUUUAAUUGUGUUUUGGAACCUGUGGCUGCUGUAAGUUUGAAGGAGGACAGUGUGAGUUUGUUCUGCACGUGGUAACAACUGCUGAGGGACAGGGUGUGUGAGAUGAACAGAACAGGCUGGAGAAUUGUAAUAAUCCUUGGAAUCUCCCUGCAAAAUGUGGUCCUGGACCACCUGCUCAAGGUUCAAGGUGCUGGAGGUUGUUGGUGUUUGGGUCUGGAGGGGAAUCAGGGAUCUGCUGCAUUAACUGGCAUUGCCUGUUCUUGGGUGCUGAGCAGGUCUGGGUCUCUCAAGGAGAAAAAUCAAAGAGCACAAAUUCCUGCUCGAGAGGGAAUUCCUAUCUUAGUCUUUUCAGUUUUGUUCCUAGGUUACCUCUUCCCAAGGAACCUCCCUCCUUUAAUUUGUUGGGGAUAAUCACAGCUCUUAAUUGGAUCUGUUGCCUUUAUCAGUGCUGUCCAAAAUGUGUAGGGGAUCCCUUGGCAGCCUCUGCUCAUCCCAGACUCUGAGUGGAGCCCUUUGACUCUGAAAAGUGAAAAGCAGGAGAGGGAAGUGUCCAGCACUGCUCCUUCCCUGGAGGACGGGAGGCUCCCAACUUUUUUAAUCCCUUGAGCAGUACAUGCAGUGACUUGGCAGUGCAGCUUGGCAGUUCAGUUGAGCAGCUCCCAGGAAACGUUAAAAACUGCAGAGCACUUCAGUUGUUUUACUUUGAGAAGGUGUUUGAGGUCAAAAGGCUGGGAAAUGCAAACUUUGUGUGGUAUUUCCCUGGGAAUGCUCAGUCCUGGAGCCAGCAAUGGCACAGCAGCAGUGUCAGAGCUCCAGGCAGAGCCUUUCCUGUGUCCUUCACAGGAGAUGUUCCAUUGCACCAGCUCUCCUUUGGAGGACACAGCCUGGGGAGCUGCCCAGGGAGAAGGAGAAUCUGACCCAGCAGCUCCAAAGGAGAGGGAUGUUUGUGUAGCAGAGGCAUCACCUUCAGGGGAGCUGGGGGAGUUGGAACUGCAAUGAUGGUCAGCUCCCAAAAAAAACAUAGUAGAUUAAAAGCACUGGAGUGAAAGCUGCUGGCUGCACUGAGCCUCCUGCAGCUCCCACUCCUGAGGUGAGUGAGAAUCCCUGAGGGAUCUGUGACCUUUUCCUGAGCAUCCCUGAGGGAUCCAUGACUUUCUCCAGAGCUUGGCUCGCUGGCUGUGCUCCAGCACUCGUGACAGACAGGAAGACAAGGUGGAAGGAAUUCCCAGCCAUGAGGAGCAGUGGGAGGGUGGCUCACUCUGGAAGCCAGCCCUGCUCACAGGAUUUAGGAAAACAGUGCAGUGCAGUACAGAAGGGGUUUGCCUGGAUGUUUAUUCCAGGAUCAUUCCCUCUGUCACUCCCAGCCCCUCCAGGCAGGCACCAGUCAGCCCUGCUCCAACCUUCAAGUGUCUGCAGCUGCAGCAAGAGCUGCUGGAGCACCUUCAGCUUCCUCUGCAACCUCCUCUCCCCCUCCCUCAUCACUGUCCUGGCCAUCCAGGCCCAUCAUCUCUGUUGAGCUGGUGACUUUGGCUUUUAUUACUUUAAAAAAUGAGUUUCAGCUGCUUUAGGUGUGAAGCUGAAGGCCUGAAGGAGGUGAGAGGCUUUGUGUGCUCUUUCACCUCCGUGCUCUGUGCCUGCCUGUGCUCCCUGCUGCCAGCCUGCAAAGCUUUUCAUCCAAACCUAGACGUGUAGAAUUUUGCUGAUUUGUGCCAAAUUCUGUCGUGACACAGCUGUGGGACGAUAAGGUUGAGUAAUGUACCUUUUGCUGAUGCAACCUGAACAAUCCAGGGUUCUCCCACUGCCUUAACACUCCAUCCUCCAGCUGGGAAGGGUUGCCAGGUGCUGUAGCCAGAAAUAUCUGCCGUGGCAGAAGGGGUUCCUCCCUGCUGCUCUCCUGCCUGGGCACCUCUCCAAAAAAAAGAGCUGCCUUUUGGUGGCAGUGGCCAGAACACAGCUGGGAGCUCCUCUUGCCAUGGAAGUUUUUUGUAGCCCGAGCCCGAGUGGCUCCGUUGGUGACAUCUGUUCCCUCGGGAAGAGCCUCCCGUGGCACAGAACUGAGGGACUGAGUUGCUGCCAAAGAGCAUCUUUCCCGUGGUCCAAUGUGACAAAAUGUACCUUGUUCAUUAGUUCAGCUGGUCCAGUGCUUAAGGAAUUGGGGCUGUUCCCAGGGAUGUCACAAGCUCCCAGUUAACUCACGUGGGACAUUUUAAUGUUCAGUGAUCAGGAUUGGGAUCAUGGAUUGCCAUGGAGUUCACCACUCUGAUUAUACACUGGGAGGGGUUCAGACAGGCUGAUCCUUCCUAGAAUUCCUGGAAGGGCUGGGACUUUCCCUGCUUCUCCCUCCGGGGCUGGGGUUGGUGGCACUGUGGCUCCGUCUAGUGGCCUGAGCCCGCCCUGGGAAUGGGAACGCAGCAGCAUUCCCUCCAAUUCCACAGCGGCUCUCUCAGCCCCUGUGGCAAAGGGGAGGGAUUUAAAGUCCCCCCUGUCCCUUGUCCCCCAAGCUGGACUCAGGAAUUCGUUGCUCACCUCAGGGCUGGCAGGAGACACCGUUUUAUUUCACACCAAACCGAUCCCACUUCUUCUUCUGUUGCACCACCCAGCACCAGGCACAGGGAUCUCAUCCCACAGGGAGGGGUGGCACAGGUGGCACUGGGAUGGUGGCAUCACCUGUACUCCUAAAAUGUCUAAAAAUACCCAAUUUGACACGAAUGAGCCAGUUUUGCUGAUAGAUUGUCUAGAUUAAUAUAAAUAUGGCAAAUGCCAUCCAGCAUCAUGGACUGUCCACUGACUGUGGGUGCUGCUGCUGUUCUUACAGAGUUAAACCAUUUACAGAGGUAAAAGUAAAAUAUUGCGAAGGUUUUCAAAUCCAGAAGUUGGAACUGAAGUGCUGCACCAGCCUGAACAGUGUUUGCUGCAGAAACACCAAUGCCACAGCCUGAAAAUAAGGGAUUUUGUGUCCAGCUGUCUCUCAGGAUACAGGACAGCCCUGCUUUAAAUAAUAUGGAUAUAUUGCUAAUGUAGCUGAUACUUAUUUUACCCAGCAAAACAUUUAGUGAGUGAUUAUACUACAGAAAAAAAAAAAAAAAAACAAACUUACCAGCCUUUCAUUUUCCAAAGUAGGAAAA